AUUGGCUUUGGAACCGUACGCCCUUCUUCUUCCUUCGUCCCCAAAAAUUACUCCGACGACGAUCUUUGAAGCCGUUCGCCGAAUCGAGACCAUGAGAGAUCGAGAGAGCGAGAAAUCGCAUAAAUCGAAGCAGCUUUCAGAUCUCUUCGAGGCCGACUCCAUGGUCCACUCCGAGGACGAGCUCCCCUCCGGCAGCGGCAUUGCUCCUUCCUCCGCCGACGCCAGCCCCGGCUACUUCUCCGAUAGGAAUAUCGCUGGAGGCUCCGUUUCCCCUUUGGAUUUCUCUACCUGGACCCCUCUUAACGCCGUUUCCCCGUUCGUCAAGUCGCCCUGGGCCUACCUCCCCCUCCUCGCCGACCCCGCCGCCGACCCCACCGACACCGGGCUUGUUGGCACCCUUGUCCGCAAGGAGGGCCACGUGUACUCCCUCGCUGCUGCCGGCGAGCUUCUCUACACCGGAUCCGACAGUCGCAACAUACGCGUGUGGAGGGGGCAAAGGGAGCUGUCCGGGUUUAAGUCCAGCAGCGGUCUUGUUAAGGCCAUUGUCAUCGCCGGCGACAGGAUUUUUACUGGUCACCAGGACGGUAAGAUUCGUGUGUGGCGGACGUCCGCCAAGAACCCCUAUUCGCAUAAGCGAGUCGGGACGCUCCCCAGAUUCAAGGACUUCUUGAGGAGUUCUUUUAACCCGUCGAACUACGUCGAGGUGCGGCGACACCGGAGAACCCUGUGGCUCCGCCACUUCGAUGCGGUGUCCUGCCUCAGCCUCGACGAGGAGGCCGGCAUCGUCUAUUCCGGAUCGUGGGAUAGGACCUUUAAGGCGUGGAGGAUAUCGGAUUUCAAGUGCUUGGAAUCCGUCAAGGCGCACGACGACGCCGUCAACGCGGUGGCGACCGGGUUCGGCGGGCUGGUGUUCACGGGCUCUGCCGACGGGACGGCGAAGGUGUGGCGGAGGGAGUCCGCCGGGCGUGGAGGAGAGGCCACCAGGCACGUGUUGGUGCAGGUGAUGCGGCGGAAGGAGAGCGCCGUGACGGCGUUGGUGGUGGCGGAGGCGGCCGGGGUGGUGUACUGCGGGUCGUCGGACGGUGCGGUGAACUAUUGGUGGUGGGAGGGGUGGCGGAGGCAGCUGGCGCACGGGGGGAAGCUCCGGGGGCAUCGGAUGGCGGUGCUGUGCUUGGCGGUGACGAGAAGGCUGGUCGUCAGCGGGUCGGCCGACAAGACUCUGUGCGUGUGGCGGAGGGAGAAGGGCAGCGCCGGCGGUGCCGGGGGGCACACGAAGCUAGCGGUGCUAACGGGGCACGAGGGUCCGGUCAAGUGCCUAGCGAUGGAGGUGGAGGAGGACGGCCCGGUCGCUUGGCCUCUGGGGCCGCGCUAUGUUGUGUACAGUGGGAGUUUGGACAAGUCGGUGAAGGUGUGGCGCGUGUUUGAGUGGGAGGUAUCAAGUGGGGCAACGCCGGCGGAAUCGUGGAGAGAGAUAGAAGCCUGCGACGGGGAGCGGCCGCCAACUUCUCCGUUUCCUGGGAGAGAAGGGACCAAAGUGACACGGCGGAGGAGCGGCGGCGACGGCGGCGCGGCUGUGUUGUCGGUGCCUGCUCGUUUGCAGGCUACUGCAUGAUGAUACACUGUACAUACCAUUUAAGUUUAUUAUUAUUAUUUUCCUUUUUUUUUAAAAAAAAAUAAAGGCUAUCGUGAAUUUUUGAUGUAA
This is a messenger RNA of Zingiber officinale, 1702 nucleotides long. Its product is annotated as protein JINGUBANG-like. The transcript has a single exon. The record is from RefSeq and is a predicted model, not a curated record. Gene Ontology annotation, molecular function: protein binding. The coding region runs from base 92 to 1612 and encodes 506 amino acids. NCBI's taxonomy places the organism in Eukaryota, Viridiplantae, Streptophyta, Magnoliopsida, Zingiberales, Zingiberaceae.